Messenger RNA from Scleropages formosus (Asian bonytongue), 5680 nucleotides. It is a transcript of the gene b4galnt4a, whose product is annotated as beta-1,4-N-acetyl-galactosaminyl transferase 4a. The transcript is spliced from 22 exons. Bases 784 to 4278 code for a protein of 1164 amino acids. Gene Ontology annotation, cellular component: Golgi cisterna membrane. Gene Ontology annotation, molecular function: acetylgalactosaminyltransferase activity. Lineage: Eukaryota; Metazoa; Chordata; Actinopteri; Osteoglossiformes; Osteoglossidae. The record is from RefSeq and is a predicted model, not a curated record.
CCCACAGAUGCUCAUUGAUGAGGAGUGAAGUGGAGCUGGAGCACAGCGCGGCGCGGCGGUUCUCCUCGCACCCCGGACCGGACCGCCGCCGCCGCGAGCCUCCCACUGUGACCCCACCCACCUGCGCGUGGCGACGCCGCUGCAAAGAGCCACCACUAGCGGCGUAAGCGCGAGGAGGGAGCGUCAGAGCGUCCGCAGCAUCCCCGGGCGGAUUGCGAAGAGAUACAUUGUAGCGCUGCGUGAUCGGAGCUGCUGCGUGUCUCUUCCUGCUCUGUCCUGCGUGCGCAACAUUUCGCCAAACACGUCGGAAAAUAAAUGUAAUGUGGAAGUAGAAGGUUUUUUUUUCCUCUCUCCUUUUUUCUUUUCAUUUUUUUUUUUUUUUUUUUUUUAGAAUUAGGACUGUGAGGUUUGAGAAUGGAGAGGUGGAACCCGGAGCCGGACACUCUCCCCCCCCACCUGGACCUAGCCUACAGUGAACAACAGUGACCGAACUUUAGCUCGCGACCGCUCUCGUGUCUCUCCUGGAAGCGAGAAGCGAACCAACAUGAGGACCAUUCAGCCGGUGGGAAGAGUCACAUCAGAGCGCGGCGGUGGCGUCGAAAGGACGACACCUGCCAGGGAGAUGUAGAUGCCGGACGGCGCUGGAGCAGCUGCCGGACCUUGGAGCCCCAAUUAGACCCUGACUGUCAAGAAUGAGUGGAGCGCAGAGGGGAAGACGUCCGCAACGCAGCCGACCCGCGGUCCGAAUUGUCCAGCUGCUGAGCAGGUGACGGUGCUGCGACGAUGCUGCGCUUCCCCGUGAAGAAGAUUCGGAAGCAGUUCAAACUCCUGCUGCUGCUGGUCUUGCUCACGUUCGCCGUGUGGUUCACCUACCUGCACAUCAACCAAGGCAAAGCCAUAAAGCUGCACUUCAGCUACGGGAAGGAUGGGGAGAAGCAGACGAGCGGGACGGAUGCCAGCCAGAGACGGGACUCGCGCCCCUCGUCCGGACACCGCAGGAAGGAGGAGGCCGGCGACAGUCGCGAGGACGAAGUCGUGGAGGACGAAUCCGAUGGCCUCGGAGAGGAGCCUCGGAACCUCACCGAGAUGAGGAAGUUCCUAAGGCUGAAGCAUACAAGGUUGCCAUGGAAACCGGAGUACAAAGGCCAGGCCAACCUGCACGUGUUCGAAGACUGGUGCGGCGCCUCGGUGGAUCAGCUCAGAAAGAACCUCCACUUCCCGCUCUACCCUCAUACGAGGACGACGCUGAAGAAGCUGGCCGUGGCACCCAAGUGGAAGAACUACGGCCUGAGGAUCUUCGGCUUCCUCCACCCGUACAAAGACGGAGACUUCCAGUUCGCCAUCGCCUCCGACGACAACUCCGAGUUCUGGCUGAGCCCUGACGACAACCCCCUCAACGCCCGGAUGCUGGUCUACGUGGGACGGCUGGGCUCCGAGUGGACGGCUCCCGGGGAGUUCACCAAGUUCCGGUCACAGUCCUCCAAGGCUGUUCACCUCAUCUCCUCCAGGCGGUAUUACUUUGAGGUUCUGCACAAGCAAGAUGACAAGGGUUCGGACCAUGUGGAGGUUGGGUGGCGCCCUUUCCUGCCCGGCCUGAAGUACGAGGUCGUCGACUCCGCCCACAUCUCCUUGUACGCAGACGAGUCGGGCCUGAAGAUGAAUAGUGUGGACCACAUCCCCCAGACGCCGGCCAGCCAUAGCCGCAACCCCGCAGACCCCCCCGCCGGUGGCCCCCACGGUGCCGACAUGCUGAGGCCGGACCCCCGCGACACCUUUUACCGCACGCCCAUGAUCGAGUCGUCCCGCCUGGAGAACGUCCUGCCCGCCUGCCUCUACUCUCCCACCUACGUGGUGAAGGACUUCCCCAUCGCCCGCUACCAGGGCCUGCAGUUUGUGUACCUGUCCUUCGUCUUUCCCAACGACUUCACCAGGCUCACUCACAUGGAGAAGGAGAACAAGUGUUUCUACAGGGAGUCGCCAAUUUACCUGGAGAGGUUCGGCUUUUACAAGUACAUGAAGAUGGACGAGGAGGACGACGGGCCCUUCGUCUUCCCUAACCCGGACGACUUUUUGGAGGAGGAGGAAGGGGUGGACCCCGAGGAGGAGGAGGAGCAGGCGGUUGCCAUGGAGCGGCAGCGGGCGAGACGCAGGCCCGGCCCGAGUCAGCCGAGCCGCCCCCACGGCAGGUCGGCGCCCCCGACGACAGCCGACCGGGACGCGCAGGGCGCAGGCGGUCCGCCGCUCGGUCGGCGGCGGAGGCGGUUCUUCCAGCCAACGGAGCGACGAACGGGCCGUGGCCGGGAAGUGCCGGAAAAGGCGGUGGGCGGGGCUAGGGAGUUCGAGCCCGCCCUCAGCGUGGUGCGCGCCCGCUCCCUGGCGUGGAUCCGCACCGGGCCGGACCGGGCAGCGAGGAGGGGAGGUGCCGAGACUCCCCCCAGACUGAGCAAGUCGGCUCUUCUGUUCCCCCAGAGAAGCUCCCUGGCGGCGCUCAGCAACCGAGCCUGGCGGGCCCUCAGCAACUCCGCCCACACGGGCCGAGAGCGAGGUGACAGCCUCGGCUCCUCGCUCACCGACAAAGACCGCGGUAAGAAUGACAACAAGAUCUAUAUCACCCGGCCGCGCCCGUCCGCGGUCAGGAGGAGCGCUGCCCCCCGCCAGCCCAGGGAGGUGUUCCCAGGAGUCUUCCUGUACCAGAAUGGCAAGAGCACCAAGCUGGUGAACCUGAGCGCCAAACCGCGGGGCGGUAAGGCGUUGCUGUGGCCCAAACCCCCCUUUAGGGACAGCAGGGCAGCCUCGUCCAACAGCAGCAUCACCUGGAACGCUGCAGCGCACAAGGUAGCGAGGCACCUCCAGAGGCAGAGGGGUCAGGAGCCGGAAGCGUCGCCCACCCGGAGCAGCACCGCGGCGUCUUUCUUCCGCAGCAGGGACCGUCCUCGGCCCACUGCGGUCGCCGGACCCAACUCCUCGGAGAGCGCGCUGUCCCCAGAGGCCCGGGUCACUUCCUACAUGAGGACGUCGGAAAUCACGGAAUCCAGGCUGCCACCGCAAUCCAAUCAGGAGCGGGGGGCGGAGCAGGAGGCGGAGCCGGAGGAGGGGGGUCUGUCCGACUACACGUACGAGGAGGCGGAGCCGCGGCCCGGUUGGGCCGAGGACGCCAUCAACUGGCAGCGCACCUUCUCCGUCAACACGAUGGACUUCGAGUUGCUGCGCUCCGACUGGAACGACCUGCGCUGCAACGUGUCGGGCAACCUGCAGCUGGCCGAGAGCGAGGUGGUCGACGUGCUCUCGCAGUACAUGGAGAAGCUCAACGAGCGCAACGGCGGGAUCUACACCCUGCUGCGCAUCAUCAACGUGGAGAAGCGGCGCGACUCGGCACGUGGGAACCGCUACCUGGUGGAGCUCGAGCUCAUGGAGCGCGGCAAACGGGUCGUUCGCCUCUCCCAGUACAUCUACCUCCUGCUGCACCGCGGUCGCCUUGAGGACAGUCUGGAAACCGUCUCUGGCCCCGCCCUCACCACUGUGGCCCCGCCUGCCGCACCCCGCCCCAGCGCCCGAGGCGCCACCCAGUGGAGCACCGCCUACACGCGGCCCCUGCUCUGCCAGCCCGUUAUGCUGCAGUGGAGGCACGAUGUGAUGGUGCACUUCGUGGUGCCAGUGAAAAACCAGGCGCGCUGGGUACAGCAGUUCAUCUCUGACAUGGAGCUCCUGCACCGGGAGACCAAGGACGAAAACUUCAGCAUCAUCAUCGUGGACUUCCAGAGCGAGGACAUGGACGUGGAGCAGGCCCUGCGCGACAGCACCGUGCCCAGGUACCGGUACCUGCGGCGCGAAGGCAACUUUGAGCGCUCGGCAGGCCUGCAGGUGGGAGUCGACACCAUUGAGGACAGCCACAGCAUCGUGUUCCUGUGCGACCUCCACAUUCACUUCCCCCACAACAUCCUGGAGAGCAUCCGGAAGCACUGCGUCGAGGGUCGCUUGGCCUACGCCCCCAUCGUCAUGCGGCUCGGAUGUGGGAGCUCGCCCCAGGAGCCCGACGGGUACUGGGAAGUGAAUGGCUUCGGCCUCUUCGGCAUCUACAAGUCAGACUUUGACAAAGUCGGGGGUAUGAACACGGAGGAGUUCAAGGACCGAUGGGGUGGGGAGGACUGGGAGCUACUGGACAGGGUCCUGCAGAACGGCCUGGAGGUGGAGCGUCUCCGCCUGAGGAACUUCUUCCACUACUACCACUCCAAGCGGGGCAUGUGGAACGCCCAGGCCAGGAGGGGCCCCAAGGGCUAGCCCCCAGGUGGGACGGCGUGACCGGAACCCGGGACCGUCCAGCACCCGGGACCCCCGGACCAGGCUCCUGGGAGCUGCAGUCCUUAAAGCAAAACGCUUCUCUUGCUAAGAGCGAAGGCGUAAAGAAACUGGACAAACGCUGCUUUGUUUGCCGAGAGGAGCGGAUGGUUUCCACGGCGGCGACGACCGCGCACGCUUUCGCCAGUUCCUGCGAGCGCAGGAAACGGACCGCGGUUCUACCAGUGACAUUUGGAAGGAAGCAGGGUGUGAGAAACACGAGAGUGCGGCUGUGGACGGCGUCUGGAUCGGACUCGGUGGAAGAUGCUCAGGUGGAGCUGCACACGGGAAACACAAACGUGCAAACGCACUCCACGCUGCCCGCUCUGUCACUGUAGUCGGUCACUGCGUUCGCUCGCCUGAAGGGUGUUCGGUGGUACCUUCCCUUUACUUUUCCUCCCUCUUCCAUGUCGCUGCGUUGCCGUGGCAACGUCACCGAAGGAGGCGGUCCUUCGCCAGUUAUACCUGAGUAGGUGUGGCUGCAUGGCGCUGUCAGAGGUCUGUGCUGCUCUCGGGGAGACCAGCGACUGAGAUGACUUUGUGUCCUUUCCCCGAUUCGGUCCCACAUGCAGACGUGCCCCCCCAUGCCCAACCCCACCCAGGGACCCCUGCCAGUGUAGAUGAUGUAGCAGGAACCUAGCAGCUGUGACAAGCAGGGCACUGACAGCCAGGGAUCCAGCUCUAUUUGUGCUCCAGCAGUACUGUGGUGGACGCAAGGUGGCGCAGUGGUUAAGAGCACCGAGGUCACGACCCCGGAGGCGAACAUGGGUUCGAGCAGCCCCGGUGAGAACAUCCAGGUGUGUCCGGGUGCUGUGCCGCGAGGUGCUUUGGAUCAUGUCAGAUUAGAGAUGAAAUAAUGAUGCGUGGGCACACCGCCCACCUCCGUCCCAGCUGCAGGGUCGAGUGGGCAGAGCGGGCGCGCUCCGGGGCGUCGGCCGACAUACUCGACAGGUGCCGUUGCGGAGGAACCGGUUUUACCUGUUGAUCGAGGUAUUUCGUGUGCGCCACGGAGGUUGCUCUCUCUCUCUGUUGUGGACGCCAAAGGGUUACUGACAUUUUUUUCGGGUCGAACGCGUGAACCCUGUGUGACGACCGAAUGCGGCUGCGGGAAUUCACUCUCAAUUGCCUCGAAACCCCCCAUCCCCCAUCCCCCCAUCCUAAGGUCCCACAAACGAGACUCGGUUCGUCCACAGAGAGUAAACAGCCGGGGAAAAAAAAAAACAAAGUCUGGAAUUUACGUUACAAGGAUAAUUUCUGUGAAAUUGUUUUGUAGAGAGCUUUCAGAAUGUACUCUUUUUUUUUCCCACUGAUUUGGUUCUCUUUGAAAAUAAAAUUUUAAGCUAAA